This is a messenger RNA of Oryzias melastigma (Indian medaka), 918 nucleotides long. Its product is annotated as matrix metalloproteinase-25. The record is from RefSeq and is a predicted model, not a curated record. Gene Ontology annotation, cellular component: extracellular matrix. Lineage: Eukaryota; Metazoa; Chordata; Actinopteri; Beloniformes; Adrianichthyidae. Gene Ontology annotation, biological process: proteolysis; collagen catabolic process; extracellular matrix organization. Gene Ontology annotation, molecular function: zinc ion binding; metalloendopeptidase activity.
GUUCUCAGUACUGGGUCUUUAAAGACACUCAGGCCAUGACCGGGUACCCUCGACCGCUCUCCGACUGGGGCAUGAGGACAGGAAGCGGGGCGCCGGUGGCCCGUGUGGACGCCGCCUUUGUUUGGGCCCACAAUGGCAAAACCUACCUGUUCAGCGAGGGCCUCUUCUGGAGGUUCGAUGAGAGCCGAAAAGACGAGCAGGCCAUCAAGCUUCCAGAUCAGGGUUACCCACGUGAGAACAGCGUCUGGGAAGGAAUGCCAAAUCACAUGGACGAUGUCAUCAGCUGGGGAGAAGGAGAUGCCUAUUUCUUUAAAGACAACAUGUACUGGGUGCUAACCAGCGGGGGAAUGGCCCAAGACGUCAUCGCGCCUAAAUCCACGGCUGUGGACUUCCUCAAAUGUCCGGCCCCUCCAUCAAACCCGAGCCCCCCGAGUCCUCGGAACCCAAAGGAAUGCCACUGUGGCUUCAACGGAUCUUCUCCCUCUUCAAGAAGCAGCUGGAUUUUACUGCUUCUUGCUGCUUUAAUGGGAAAUUUGUUUUUAUGAUGUUAGUUUUUUUAUGUUUUUUUUUUCAACAGAAGGGUUAAUAGAAACUCUUCAUGGAAUAAUCGUGAAGCGUUUGAUUUCACUCACUUGCUGGUUUAAAAUUACAUGAAACCGCCUGUGUUUAAGACUGUAAAGACUGUAGGUUCUUUGUCGUAUUAGGAGAAAAAUAAAUCAGAAGUGGAAGUGGUUUCUCUCGUCUAAAAAAUAAAAUUGUGCAUAUGUUUAUUCACCUGGCAGAACACUGGACAGGUCAUCAAGUGAAGCUCUUAUGUAACCAUGUUGUGAAGGAGCCACAGAUCCAUCCAACUAUUAGUUUACUAAUUAUCACAAAAGUAGCAUCUAUGCAAAAAGUGAAAUAAAUGGUGAAUGCAGA